CAACAGUAUAAAAGUCAGGUUCAUUUGAACAGGUGGGUCUGAGACUCACACUUGUCUCUGGAGGAGAAAGGAGGUCAUGAGCUUCAGUGUCAGUUUCAAACUACAUUGACAGAAUUAUCUGGUCACACUUCAUUGCUAAGUGACUGAGAAAUUAAUUAAAAAUGGGGAACGUACCAUCAGAGAGUAAUAUGGGCAACCGCCUGAGAUGCAUUGUAUGUGAUAAAGUCUUGCCUCCGUGCCAUUCUUUCAACGAUUUGUACCAAACUACUAUCCAUGGCCAACAUGUUCAUGUCUUCAAUGGAGGCGAAUACUACAGACAAGUCGGUUACAAUAAUCAAUACAAAUGCCAACAUUGUUUUUAUAAGCCAAUCAGAGAUGAGGAACAAAGGAAGAGAGAGGAGGAGAGGAGGAGAGAAGAAGAGAGAAAGAGAGAGGAGCAGAGAAAAGAAGAGGAGAGAAAGAGAGAGCAGCAGAGACAAGAAGAGGAGAGAAAGAGAGAGCAGCAGAGACAAGAAGAGGAGAGAAAGAGAAAGGCUCAAGAGGCUGAAAAAAGGAGACAAGAAGAGCUGAAUCAAAGGCUUGAGGAAUCAAAAAGGCAAGCGGAAGAGCAUGAAGAGAGCACCAUGAAAGAGGAACUUGUGACCAAGCGACGUGUUCUAAUAAGCCAUCUGGAUGAAUUUGAUGCAAAGUACGAAUCUGAUUAUGAUGAUCUUCUGGAAACUCUUUCAUCAAAAUGCAGCAUCCCAGUUUCAGACCUCAGUCUAGUUCAGCUGAGUGCUGACCAGCUGGGCAGCAUCCUGACAGCCCUGGACAAUCUCCUGUUUGAUGAAUGGAUCAGUGCUCCUCCAUCUCUGAGCACUCUGCAGCAUGCCCAGGUGUUAAUCACAGAGCUGUGUGCCCUGUCCCUGGAGAUAUCUGAGGGAGUUUCCCUGAAGGGCAUCUCCAAUCAUGUGCAGUCCCUGGUGAGCCACAUCAGCCAAUCAGCAUGCAAUGUCUCUGAGAGUUUCCUGCUGACUCAAGCCCUGUACCUGAACCUGAUGCACUUCUUCACUGACCCUGGCAGCUGUGAUGCAGCUUUCAUAGCUAAACAAUGGGCUGAGCAGGACCUCACAGCUGAAGAUCUCUUUCUUAUAGAAUUCUUGGGCACACUCACAACAUCACUACAGAGUGCAGUUGGAAGAGCCUCCACGUUCAUUUUGAAGAUGGAGAUCCAGUGCUUGGAGCUUCUCCUAUCCACACUCAAACAUCUAAAUGGCAAGGAGAGACAUGUAGGAUGCAUUGAAAUACUCCUCAGAAUUGUGCAAACAAGCAAAUGGACACCAACUGAGGCAGUGACUCUGCUCAAAGUGCUGUCAGAGAAAUAUAAAGAGGAUGCUCCCAUCACUGAAGUGCUCACAUUAGUACAAGUAUAUGACCUAUCACCAGAGUGGACAGAUGACUCUGGACACUCCGUCACCCAAGCUCUGGAUGUCCUUGGCCCUGAAAGAUUCCUACUGGACUUCUGUAAGACUCUCAGAAAACAAGAUGAGAGCAGUCUAGAUUCAGCUCUAGCAGAAUUAAAAACACUCAAUAACUUAGAUGAGUCUGUUGUCACCAUGAUAAAAAACAUUACCAACGGUGUCCUAAAAUAUUCAGAAAAUGCCCCAAAAGGUGAACCUUUUAUGAGAGAAUCCUUCAAAAGUGGAAACCUGAAUACAAAUGAAAUCCAAAAUUCACUCUGUCAGCUGUGCAAAGCAGUGUCUGACACCAAAGGCUGGUGGCCAACAGUAGUGCAGAUGCUGAGGUGGUGUGUGCUGGUGCUGACAGAGAAGACUGCAACACUUGGAUUGGUUGGUGUGAAGCUGGACCCAUGUGUCACAGCCAUGUUUGCAGCCACAAAAGUCCUCAUGGGUAAGAAAGUGGACAUUGUGUUGAGCUCUAACAUUUACUCACUCAAUCAAACUAAAGAGUGGUCUGACUUCUACAAGCACCUGGGGAUUUCACUCAACACAAACUUGAGGAAAGAUAAUACAUCAUUGAUGGAUGUCUAUGAAGCCGACAUUGUGUAUGGUACAAUGGAUGACUUUGUGUCUGAUUACCUUCAAUGUGGCUUGAAGGGAAUGGAAGCUGGGAGCCCUCUCCUUAGUCGAGGAUUUCUCAUUGAAGACAGAUGCCUCAGUGCUUCCUAUAAUCUGGAACUCUCAGUGCUCAAGGAAAAUGAUGCUUUAGUGUUUGCUGCAGAUACUCUGAAAAGCCUUAUGGGUAUUUUUUACAGUGAGGAGAUGGAACUGAGAGACAGAUUUAUCAAGGCUCUUUUUCUAGUCCUCCAUUCUAACCUUAACAAACGCACAGAUGAAGACAGUAAAGUCAUAGCCAUUUCACAGAAAUGCACUGGAAAAGAUUUGCCUUCCAAUAAGGUCUACAUCCUGUCCAUUCUUGAGAAACUCCUCCAUGAGUUUAGUGGAGAAACGGAAUGUGAGAAACAAGGGGCAUCCCUGGUUGGCAACUUGUGUUUGGAGAUUCUUUUUUCCCAUGCAGGGCAAUUCCAGAUGGUGUCAAAUCUUACAGCACAAAAAAGAUGGCCACCAGAGGAGGUUAUAGCCCUCCUUGUAACAUUAACUGACCACCAUCACGAUAAAGACUGUAUUUCUAUCAUGAAGAUUUUACAUCUGAUAGAAACAUAUCAAGUGUCUUCUAAGUGGACAGAUGGGAAGAAUCAGUCUCUCCUUGAGCUCUUGAGUAUCCUUGAUACUAAGAAAGUGAUGGAGCAUUUGGAUAGAUGCUUUGAAGAAGAGGAAAUAAAAAGCCUUGAUACUCUUUUUGAUGAAAUACGGCAGAUGAAAAACAUUGAUGAAAAAACCCUGGAGAAGUCUUAUACUAUAAUAAAGGGGGUUCAAAACAUGAUUAAAUCGGGUGAAAUCAAAAAACAUACUAAUCUAAAGCAAGCUAAGAAGCUGAGUCAUAGCACAAAGACAGAAGACUUGCAGGAGAUCCUAGCAGUCUUAUGCAAUGCUGUACACGUGUGCAUUGCUGAAGAAAAGUGGUGGCCCAGAGCCACUCAGUUGACAAGCUGGUGCUUCUUGGCCUUGUCUGACACUGGAAAGCUUCUGGAGAUGGGAACUGGAGAGGGCAAGUCAUGUGUCAUAGCAAUGUUUGCAGCGCUGCGUGUACUCCGGGGCGAAAAGGUUGAUGUGGUGUCCAGCUCAUCUGUGUUAUGUCAAAGAGAUGCAGAAGAAUGGAACCACUUCUACAAGUACUUUGACAUCACGGCUGACACAAACACAAACAAGACUAAAGAUGAGGAUAGAAAAAAAUGCUACCAGAAGGACGUGGUCUAUGGAACAAUUGAAACCUUUGCUGCAGAUCACCUUCGCCAGAUAUUUGAGAUGAAGGAUGUGAGAACAGAUCGCAGCUAUCAGUGUAUCAUCAUCGAUGAAGUUGACUCACUGCUGUUGGAUCAGGGAGUGCAGCUGACAUAUCUCUCCAGCCCCAUGGUCUCCAUGCAGCACCUGAAUGUUAUCCUGGCCAUGAUCUGGGGCCAUGCCAGCCAGUAUGGCUUCUUGUCCACAGGACACAUCACAUUCGUACAGGGUCCCCCUUGUUCAUUCUAUAAGAGCAUAUUCGACUCAAUUGACAUGGAUGGAAUUGAUGACCCCAUGGACGUUUUACAUAUUGCUGAAGAGUCAGGGAUUGUGCCUAAGGGAUUUACAGAGGAAAUGUACAAUAGCGAAAAAGACAAACUUUUCAGGAAACUUAAAACUGUGAGUCAGGAUGACGUGAUCGAUUUUUUUCAAAAGAUUGAGCAGUUUGUCCCCUAUGGUUUCACUGUGUACACAUUAGAUGAUAAUGGAUUGCUCUCUCUUAGAAAGUCCACACCGUACAACAACCCAGACAUUCCAGAACUUACAUUUCUUGUUUUGGAUGAUGGCUUGUGUUCUGCUCUCUAUGAUUCUGAGGAAGUUCUCGCCAAUCCCAUCACAGAAUUCAUCUUAGAAAAGAUUCAGUACACUCCAUGCACAAACAAUACAGGGAAAAUCAGCAUCCCUGGAUUUUUGAAAAAUCUGAUCGAGAGUAAAUUGCCAGUUUGGGUUCAGAAUGCCUUUCUGGCAAAGAGACUGAGGCAAGGACGAGAGUAUGUUGUGGAAAAUGACUGUGUCUGUCCCGUUGACUACAGAUCCACGGGUAUUGUGGAACUAAGUAAGAAAUGGGGUGAUGGCCUGCAGCAGUUUGUUGAGAUCAAACAUCAAAUCAAAAUGAGCACGAUUUCAACAGUGACAAACUUUAUCUCUAACCUCUCCUUUUUUGAAAAAUACAAUGGGAAAAUAUAUGGGACCACGGGGACACUAGGGAGUGAAAAAGACAUGCUCUUUUUGCAGGAUCUAUAUCCCAAUCUCUCAGCCUGUAAAAUGCCAACUUUCAACCGGAGGAAGUUAUUUGAGGUCAAGGGCAAUCUGGAGACUUCAGCUGAAGAGUGGAAAUCUAAAAUUACCCAUGUGGUUAUGGAUCAAAUUUGCCCAAAUUCAUUCAGAGAGGGGAGAGCAGCCUUGGUGAUCUGUGAAACUAUUACCAAAGCCAAAGAGCUCUAUGAAACGCUAAAAAGUGUCAUCCCAGGUGAAAUCAUCCUCUACAGUCGGAGUGACAAAGACAGUUUGAGCAAAAUAGAUAAGAAACUGGAUCCUGGGGAUGUCAUUGUUGCCACAAACCUGGCUGGACGUGGCACCAACAUCAAAGUGUCUAAAAAGGUGAACAAAAAUGGAGGAUUAUUUGUGGUCCUCUCCUUCCUCUCUGAGAACACAAGAGUGGAACUUCAGGCAUUUGGCCGAACUGCACGCAAGGGUAAACCUGGAUCUGCACAGAUAAUCAUGACCACUGAUCAUGUACAGGAGUCCCUCAAGACAGUGUCUUCUCUGGAGGAGGCAAAGGAAACAAGGAAUAGACUUGCAGCAGAAAGGAUAAAUUACAUGAUGGCUGAUGUUACUGAGAUGAAACUGCGGGAGGACCUUUUCGCAGAGUACUGCAAGACCCUCCACGGAAUUUACAGGAACACCGAUGGAGAUGAGCAAAGAGUUGUUGUUGCCAUCAUGAAUGAGUUCUGGGGGAUUUGGUUGCAAACUAAAUCAGAGGAAAUUGACAACUUAAAAAGAAAUGAAUUGGAAAAGAGCUUGAAAGCUGAUUUGUCCGUGGCACAAAGUCAGUCUCAAAGUCAGACUUCACCAUGCUCCAGCAUUUACCACUAUAUCAAGUUUGGGAAUCUCGCACUGGGCGAAAAAAAAUGGGAUGUCAGCAUGAAGCUAUUUGAAAAAGCAAUGGGACAAGAUGAAAGUUGGGCAGCCAUAGCUUUUUACAAUCAUGCAUACUGUUCUAUAAAACAGCAGAAGGGAGAUUACCUGACUACGGCCAGCAAUGAUCUCAAGAAAGCACAGGAGUCGCUGAAGUACCUCAGUGAGGAAUGCUUGGUCUGCCUGCAGUUUGUAAAAAUAGCCUCUGCUCAAUUAAAAAGAAGUGAACAACCAACCAGCCUUGAGAAACAGUUAACAACCAAGUGCAACUUGUUCAGCUACUUUGAUAAAAACAUUUGUGAGGCUAUCGAGAAGCUGAAGGAAAUAAAAGACAAAGGAAGGGAUGCAACAACCAAGAAAUUACCCAUGUUCUCCCUGGUGUCAAGCACAGAUGAAGAUCUCCAAACCGAGGCCUACAAUCUGUACAGUAAAGGUCUGGAAUAUGUGUUUUCCGUGGAAGAGCAGCCUCGGUUCCCAUGGGAAGCUCUGCUGGUGUUCUGUCUCGGCAUUCUGCAGAUCGUUGGAGGGGCACUGCUCACUGCCUUUACGUGUGGAGCAUUAGCUCAAGUCGGCAUUGGGCUGAUCGUUGAAGGAGUAUCAGACUGCAUCACUGGCAUUGAGUCCAUGAUUACAGGAGAAUUUAGUUGGCAAUCAUGGGCUAUAGAAAAAGCAAUAUCUAUUGGUAUUUCUCUCAUUGGGUUUGGGGUUGGAAAGCUGGUCACAAAGGGCUUCAAAGCUGCUAAAAUGUUGGUCAAGGCAGUAGGAAAAAAACUUAAGGCAUUACCAAAGUUUUUCUCAAAACAGGUUAAAGAAGGCCUGAGUGUUGUGACAAAGACAAACAUGAAGAAUGCAGUGAAACAAACAGCAAAGAAAAUGGCAGAAGAAAUCAUUAGCUAUGCAUUUGGGAAGGCAGAAGAUGCUGUAUUGCAAGAAAUAUUGAAAGGCAUUAAGAAUCAGUUGACAAAGGAUAUUGCAAAUGAUGUAAAAACCAAAAUGGAAAAGGAUCCUUUGGCUGGAUUGGUAGACUCCAUUUUGCUCUCUCACCUUGAGGAUAAAAAACAAAUGUCUGAUCUCCUGCAGGAUAAGAACAGAAAGAGCAAACUUCUGGGUAUUUUCAAGCAGAUAAGCAAAACAGCCUUAGAGCCAUUCUACGCUGACCUCGAAUGGCAGAACAAGCUGAACUCACAAAUCGCCACAGUGAUUGACAGUGCAGCAUCAGAGGCCAAAGGCAAAACACUUGCAGUUCUGAGAGUAAUUCAAGGCAUUCACAUGGCCUCACUGGCAGCAGAAGCCACUAGUGCAGUGCUGAGCCUUUCAAGCCAGUUUUUCUCCAACCUUCACAAAGAGCUGAAUACAUUUAAAGAGAAUAACAAUUUGAUAGAGAAAGUGAAACGAAAUGAUCUGUCUGCUUCAGAAAUGAAGAUCCUGAAAGACUUCAAGCAGGAUUUAGUCAACGAAACCAGUGCUUUAUUAGCAGAUGCUUUGGUAGAAGUGUUCCACCAAAAGUUCUCCAGUCACUUUGUUUCCAGUGCCGUAGGCCAAGUGAAUAAUGUCAUAGGUGAUUAUGUAAGAACUGGCUUGAAGAGUGAAAAAACAGAGGACAAACUCAGGGCUGGACAAAACAACAGAUACAUCUCACACAUGUCAGUAGACAUGAAUUCAAAACGUAAACAGGACAGCGAGUCUGGUAAACGCUCAGAGUCUCAUGCUGAAAAGAUCAAGGACUCCUCGACAGCCACUUCUAUUCUUGAUAUCAGAGUCCUAUCAGAAACCACUGGCACUAAGGUUGUCAUCCUAACACAAGACAGCCAUGGCAAGCUUACCAAAAUGCAGGAGCUGAGCCCGAGCACCAAAUCUGCCAGUCAAACGGUGACACUGAUUUACACACCAAAGAGUUCACAACACCCAGACGGCCAUUAUGAUGUGUCCAUCAAUAAUAAGACUGUGAAAGUAACCACCAAAGAAAAGAGCAGCCUGUUUCAUGCUUUGGCACAAGGCAUGAAACCAAAGGCCACCAAAGAAGAGAUUGCCUUGGAAGCAGGCCGCCUCCGAUCUUUGGAGGCCGACAUUCUAGUGAAACACUCUGAUCAAUGGGAGCCUUUCCUCAAGUACAAAGAGAGGACGGAUGAAAUCAGAGGAGGAGACUGGUAUAUGGCAAAGGAAGCUGGACUAAAAGAGACAGUAAAAGAAAACAAAAAGGUGAUCAAGGAUGGAAAAGUGAAAAAGUACAACGACUGGGUAAAAAAUGUAAACAGCAAGCCAAGCACUGGACAGUUCAUCAAAGCAGCUCACCAACCACCAGCGAGUAGUAUAUCGCAAGCUGGAAAAUUGAAUCAGAAUAGCAAAUUAGCAAAAGCCAUGCUUGAAGUGGUAACAAAGUCAACUGCUGAUGUGAAAAAUUACAAAGGCCUUGGACUUCCAACUAUUUAUGUGCCAACAGAAAUACAACGUGAGUUUCCCAGUACAACAACAAAACAAUUCAGGAAAUUAUUGGCUCGCACAAUCAGCCAGGAUAAUGUUGUGAGUGCCCUAAAACUGACCAUUCUAGGUGCAAUGCCCAGAUUCAAGUUCAAUAGUGCCAAGAACUACAGAGACUUUCGGAACAACCGAGUGAGUAAAACCAGGCUUGCCAUUUUCGAAAAAAACUUUGAGCAACAUUCUAAAGAUUUGGUGAACAAAUGGUUCAACCAUCUUCAAGACAAGGGUGUCAUGACAAAGGCUGAUCUUGACACCCUUACCGCAUGGAUCAACAACAAGGUCUACGAGAAUCCAACUGACCCACACAGGAAGCAAGUCUCCAACCUCCUCUAAUGCAAAGAGGGAUGUUGACACCUGACAAUAUGGCUGGCAAAGUAGUCAGGAAAACUACAGAGGUCUACAUACCUGUCAUGACGUUCGUGUAGACACCUGUCGGUAUUCAUUUUAAGGAUGUUUUUUGGGGGUUUGGAAAAUGUAUGCUGUUUGGGAUUUAAAGAUAUAUCUUAUCAUACAUUGGAAUUUAGUAUUCAAAUGAAAAUAUAAGAGUUGCAACUUGCUACAUAACCCAAAGAUUACAGCAAGCAAAUCUUAUCCUAUGUAUUUCACAUGUGUUUUAGAAAGCCUGUUUUAAAGUAAGUCUGAAAAAGUAAAUUCCAUGGUAAAAUAUUUUGUCUGCCAGUGGUUAUUCAGAUCGCUUCAACAAUCAUACAUGCCAUCAAGAAAUCUAGAUGUGUAAUCAGAGAAAUCCUAAAUGCUGUUCUGCGAUGGGAUAAGUGUAUUUCAGGUUGUGUUUAUUGUUGCUUAUGUCACAUUUAAAAUGUUUUUUUCUAGCCUUUUAACUUUGAUUGUAUUAACUUUCAAAUUGAAACACAAGAGAUGCUCUGUUGCUUUCUGUAGUAACCACAUGAUUGAUACAAGCUGUUGUUAAACUAAAGAGCAUUCAUCUAUUCCAAUGUGAUCCUCAACUAAAAAGGAAUUUUCCUCUUUAUUUUACUUCAUUUCAUUUGAAUGUGUUAAUUUAGGGGUUUUGGUGAAGGUGUGGUGUGGGUGUUGAACUGUAAGUAUCUAUGUUCAGAUAUAUGGUAUAUAUACACUGUCUGACAUUUAUCAUACCUCGAUAUAAUCUUUAGCUGUUUUACACAGUGAAGAAUUUGUUGAUAUUCAUUAUGGUUAUGGAAACUUAAUAACAAAGUGUGUGAAAUUGUAAUACUAGAAGACUGCGGUAUCGGUCAUGACUCCAUAAACUGUGAUCUACUGGAGUGACUAGAUUUACUCUCUACAAUGUCACUUAAACUCAUUUCUGAACUUCCUGUGCAAGUAUAUUUGAGAUUUAUAGGGUACUGCAUACCCGACAUUCUAAUCCCAACCCUUAAUCUGCACUGUCUAUUCCUUUAUAGAGUGUUCAGUCGUACAUUCUUUGGCUUGUCAGGGCUGUGUGAAAAUCUAAAAAUAAAUCAAAUUAUCAACAACAUAA
Molecule: messenger RNA, 9210 nt
Organism: Pleuronectes platessa (European plaice)
Lineage: Eukaryota; Metazoa; Chordata; Actinopteri; Pleuronectiformes; Pleuronectidae
Exons: 4
Coding region: 162-8069 (2635 amino acids)
Biological process (GO): protein import; protein targeting
Cellular component (GO): membrane
Molecular function (GO): ABC-type protein transporter activity; ATP binding
Source: RefSeq, a predicted model, not a curated record